AUGGAAAAACAAAAGCAAUUUAUACCGGAACGCCUUAACAACUAUAUAAUCGACGGAUGUCAACAUUGUAGUAAAACUGAUCGACUAGAAUUAAAAUGCUUGAAAGAAAGUGGCCCUAGAAUACCAUUAGCUGGUGUAAAAACAUUCCUGUACAAUCCAUUACAACUUUCAUUACGAAUGUAUGAAAUUGAAAAUAUCCAAGGAAAAUACGUUAAUGAACUAUCGCGGAAAACAUUUCCACUUGAGCUAGGUAAAUUCUAUAUAAAGAUAUAAGAUAAAUAAAUAAAUAAGUUUUGGUAAAAACAGCAUAUUCGUUGCUCGUUUAGAAAGCCACUGUAUACGUAUUAUAAUUUUAGAAAGUCACAAAAGCGACUGUAUUCUCCAUUUAAUUGAAUUUUGAUAAAACAAUUUAUCGAUUUUAGACAUUAUUAGAUUAAAAUAUAACAUAAAAAUAAAAUAAUAUUAUGUUUAACGUGUCGAGUUAAAUGCUUUAGCUACGUUAAUUCAAAACUUGAAUAAACCUAUGUUUGAGUCGCCGAGAAUAAUUUAUCCAGGAUAUGACCUAUUGCCCUUGACAAAAAUCAAUCUGAACCAGGAAAAUAAUGAUGAAGAAUCAUCAUUUUUAAAGAACAGAGAUAUUUCUGAUUCGUGGAAGACUUAUUUGGAUAAUUUGCCGCUGUCCAAAUCUAAGGUCUCAACUAAUAAGUAAUUAUUUUCAUCUUUCGUUAUGUCAAAUCAAAGAUUCAUUCAUAAGAGUACAUUUAUUUUAAAAUAUUACAUAAAUUAAAGUUAAGAUAAUUUAUUAUUUGGUUUAGAGUGAUUUAUUAUAAUAAUAUUAUGACAUUUAUAAAUCGGAUCAGUAGCAAAAUAGCAAAAUGUUAAAAAUUGAUAACAUUUUCGGUGAAUCGAGUAGAAGUACAAAAACGAAAUCAUUAUAAUUUUCUAUGUUUAAAAACAUUUGUAAAAGUAAAUACUAGGGUGAACCAAAAAAAAAAAAGAGCUGAUACUGGGGAUGGGAGCGGCCACUGUUGUAAGUGAAAAAUUGAGAAGGUAGGAUACAUAGGAUUAUUUCAUUUAUAUCUGUAAGCAACGAUAAACUAUUGUUUGACGAAAGACGAUUCCGAGCGCAGUUUGGUAAUACAUAAUUUGAAGUGCCGUCAUUUUUUUUGCGAUUUUCGUUUAAAUUUGAUUUCAAAAUGUUUAUUAAAAAAAAAAGUCAUCCGAUGAUUUUGGAAAUUUUAUCACGUCUAAGUAAGUCCAAUAUAAAUUUUAUUACCAAAUUUCAGAUCUCUACGUGUAUUUAUAACCGGAUUGCAGCAAAAAGACUCUCAAAAUUAA
This is a messenger RNA of Cinara cedri, 1338 nucleotides long. NCBI's taxonomy places the organism in Eukaryota, Metazoa, Arthropoda, Insecta, Hemiptera, Aphididae. The record is from the annotation of a GenBank genome assembly.